Molecule: messenger RNA, 2181 nt
Organism: Puccinia triticina
Lineage: Eukaryota; Fungi; Basidiomycota; Pucciniomycetes; Pucciniales; Pucciniaceae
Exons: 12
Coding region: 1-2181 (726 amino acids)
Cellular component (GO): Golgi apparatus
Source: RefSeq, a predicted model, not a curated record
AUGAUUUUGCAACUUUGGUUAGAAGGUCGAUCGCUAGUCAUUCAUCGUCAAGGAGUGGACCUUUUGGUUGAAAUUCUGGAGACAAGGAAUCGGCCAUUGCCAAUACCAGAGCCUUCUCGCCACGAAGUCACUCCCGCGAGUCAACCAAACCGGAGAAGCUUACAGUAUCAAAGCUCAGUGUUGGAAUCAAACAAUACGUUGUUAUACAUAAGUCGUAAACUGACUAGGCGUGAUGAAGAAAAAGAUGGAAAACCUCCUCAAUCCCCACCACCAACACCAACUGUUCCGCUUGUUCCGCCUCCUUCAGCACCAUCGCCAAGGCCUUCACCUGGUCUACAGCUUCCCCCAGCAGCUGCGGCGCCACCACCUGCUACUGCACCACUACCACCCCAAGCCGCUGGACCACCACCCACUGCUGCUGCAUCACCACCAACUCCUGUGGCACCACCAGCACCAAAACCUGCAUCAUCACCCAAACCUGCACCUGCUUCUCCGCCACCAAAAUCCAAUCCUCCCCCAACACCACCCAAUCCUCCCCCACCAGUGGCGCAACCGAAUCCUCCCCCACCACAACCACCACCAGCUCAGACAGGAGGUCGUGAUGGGAAGAAAGUGAAAGCUGAAGAGGAAGUAAACAAACAACGUAAGGAGAAGAAACCUACAAGCAAGUCAUCCCAGACACGACUUGAAGAUGUUGAACGAGACCCAAGUGCACUUAGUAUACUUCAGGAAGUCAAUCUAAAAAAUGGGGGGGAUCCCACCACAAUGCAAACUACAGAUGUAGCUGCACCUGGUGCUGCAAUAUUUGUACUGGACGGGAACUUAAUUAACUUAUCAGCAAAAUGUGUCACUGCCUUGAAACAGCCCAUGAAGUUUAUCUCUCGAAGUCAUCGCACUGAUAUUGCAAGAAUAGUCUUUCAUAUUUGGCUCUGGGGUCUCACCAUCUGGGGAUUGCUUUUGGAAUCAGUUCCUCACAUUGCUGCGGUCGUAGUAUCCCAGUUCAUAAGUACAGCUUUUGUAGCACUCGAUUUGAGAAAAACUAUUACUAUGAAAGAGGAGUUUUCAAUUGUUGUCAAUAGUGAUUGUGAUGGAGUAGAUGUUCUUCCUGAGUUCUGGGGUGUUUUGCUGAAACUUGACGUCGUGGCCGUGGUUUUUGCUGCUACCACAGCCCUUGCUUUCACCUUUUUGGCAUUCAAGCUUUAUGCGGUUUUAGACUGGCGUACUUUCAAAAAACUUGGGGCUAGUCGAAUGGUUAGGAUUGCGCAUACGCUUUCUUUGAUUUUUGCGGCAAUUCUUCAGCUCAAUGCAUAUUUUGUCAUUGUUUUUCUGGCUCUUUGGCUCGAAGAGGUGGUCACAUAUAAAUGGAAAAAUGGCUCAAAAAACCGUUUUGGUACCAAAAAUUUCAAGGCUGCUUUGGGGAUCUUAUUAGCACUUUCAGUCCCAUGGCUAUUGGUUGGAAAUUUCUCCUUGAAAAAUGAGAAUAUGAUAGGAAUAAUUGCAUUUUUAAUUUAUGAUGUUGCUUUACUCUCGUUCACAAUUUUCCUUCUGUGUGAAAACUUUUACCAGAAGAUGGCGAACGUUACGGUAUUCUUGAAUUUUACUGGAAUCAUGGCUUGCGUGCUCAUGUUUGCCAGUUUGAUUGUAGCUGUGGCUUGCCUCUUAGUAUUUGAUCGAGGGCUUCUCGUCAAGGUUAAUCGAGAUUCAAACGCUUCAUCUGAUACGGUCGAAAGGCUAUCGAUACAUGAUGAUGAGAUAACCUUCCCAAAUCAUGACGUGGCCCCGUACCAUCAUCAAAACAAUGAGAGAGGGUUAUCUGGUUCUGAGAAAUAUGAAGCUGAUUCAAAUCUUUCGCAGCCACAAGCUGUCCUUUCAUCUCGAUUGGAGGACCGUCGUGAAAACAUCACCUCCUUAAUAGGCCUUUAUCCGAAAGAUGCGGCUGAAAUUCAAGAUCCUAAAAAAAAUCAACUAUCUACUUCAGCUCCUCGUCAAUCAUGGAUUGCGGGCGAUGAAAGAAGCUGGAUGGCCCCGGGCACUGGCAGAGAACGACGUCGGAGUGAUGAUUCACGUUACUCUUAUAGCAGUGGAGCAGUUUCCUACGCUACUACAACGUCAAGUCUGUCAGGAUUGUCAGGUCUGAAAACAGCAAGUAGCAUGAAGAAGCCCAAGCCUGCCAUGCUAUAG